Messenger RNA from Linum trigynum, 1399 nucleotides. The record is from the annotation of a GenBank genome assembly. Lineage: Eukaryota; Viridiplantae; Streptophyta; Magnoliopsida; Malpighiales; Linaceae.
UCUUCAAAUCUCAAAUAAAAAUGUGGGAUUUACCAAAUUAGCCCACGUAUUAUUUCUCUCUUCUGCGGCUCCAAUGGAGGUAGUGAAUAGAAUCGAAAAGAUCCAAAGGAGAUUUGUUUGGAGUGGUACGACUGAUAAUCAAAGGAUUCCCCUUGUGAGAUGGGAUUUGUGCAAGGUUUCGAAGCAUAACAGCGGCCUUGGCAUUGUAGACAUUAAGAGCUUUAAUAAAGCCAUGCUUGCCAAAUGGCUUUGGAGGUUCGCGUCUGAGAAUAACUCUUGGUGGAAGGAGCUUAUAAACACCAAGUAUUCUGAUUCCCAGUCCAUUUGGCAAAGUGAUCGCUGUAAAAGCGGAUUCUCGGGGCUUGUUUGGGCCAAUAUCACUAGGGAGUACGAGACUUUCUGGAAGCAUGUCCAUAUUGAUCCAGAAGGAGGUGCUUGGGUCUCCUUCUGGAAGGAUUGCUGGAUCCCGAACGUGACCCUUGCUAAAGCUUUCCCGCGCGUCGCCGCUGCCGCUUCUUCCCCGGAUGCUUGGGUCGCCGACAUCGUAACCAGGACAGGUCAAUUGUUAGCAACCAAUUCCAAGGAGUAGAUGACUUCCCGGCUGAGUCAGUUUGGAGAAAGCCUAUUCCUUCCAAGAUUUGCAGCUUUAUUUGGCUGGUGGCUCACAAGAAAUUGCUGACUUUGGACAACCUGCAGAAGAGGGGGUGGUCUAUUGCAAAUAGAUGUGUUUUGUGUGGCAGGUGUGAAGAGACGGUAGACCACUUGUUCGUGGAUUGCGACUUUGCCAAGAAGGUUUGGUUUGAGAAUGCCAAAUCUUGCAGUGGCAUCACUCCUCCCAAUAGCGACGUCCUCGGUACUAUUCAUAGAUGGAAUUGCGAUAUCCCGGACAACGCGAAUGGUUGGGUCUGCUACUGCAUUCUCCAUGCUACUUGCUAGCAAAUAUGGUUAGAACGAAAUCGAAGAACUUUCCAAGACCUGCAGCUGCCUCCGAACAUGAGGCCUCUGCGCCAAUGCUUGCCUUUGGAGGUGCUGUGACUGGGUGGUCUAUGUUUCUUCCUUGGUGGGUGCUGCUUGGUCUCCUUAACCCGGAGGGCCAGCCUGCUGCGAUUAUUUCCCUGUGCGUGGUGGAAUUGUGUUGGGAUCUUGCAAUUUGUGUUGUUUGUUCCUUCUCGUUGUUUUGAGCUCAGGGGUGGUCUGCUCCAUCUAGUGCUCUUGUGCUUUUCUGUUUCCUUUCCCUGUCUUUUUCCCCUCUAUUUUCCUACUCUGUGAUUUGGGUUUCUGCCCUGUUUCUUUGUUUUCUUGCUUCUUUUGCUACCGUUUCGGACUCUGGGUUUUUGGGAUUAAUGCUCUUGAUCCCUUCCUUGUAUUUCUUUCCUCCUAAUACAAUCGUCACCAUUAU